UUAUCUCAGCAUGCUCAGCCUCUCUUCUCGAUAUUUUCGGAUUAGCGCGACCAACUAAACUCCUUUAGACUUCUGCCAAGUCCUGCUAACUUCUGGACCAAUAAGAGACUUCACAUGUGCUCGCAACCUAAUAUCUCGUAGAGAGUCUGAGAAGAAAUGAUUCCAUCAUGUGUGGAAAAUCAACUUCACUCAUACAAAAUAUUCAAUUAACUUUGAAAUCAUACAUCUACUCUAAAUAUCUGCCUGAUCAUCACUAAACUGAUAUUUUUUGAAUUCUCAGUCAUUCUGCUAUCAUCUCUGCUAUUUUACAACUCACUAUCUCUUCUCAUCAUGUCACAAUCAUUGAUAAAAGACAGUGUGUCUUUUGAAUCUCAAGACACUCAAUGUCAGAUGCACUUCAGUCAAUAUUCUUCAUCACUUGAAGAUGAAUUCUCUCUACAAUCACUACAGUCUCUCAACAAUAUAGAUGAUGAAUAUGACACAUCAGACAGUGACUUAACAGAGCUUGAAUCUAUUGAUACUUCUUCAGAAUUUGAGAUCACUGAUACUGAUACUGAUACCUCAUGA
Messenger RNA from Blastomyces dermatitidis ER-3, 567 nucleotides. RefSeq lists its product as uncharacterized. Lineage: Eukaryota; Fungi; Ascomycota; Eurotiomycetes; Onygenales; Ajellomycetaceae. The record is from RefSeq and is a predicted model, not a curated record. The transcript has a single exon. Bases 331 to 567 code for a protein of 78 amino acids.